AUGAUGCACUACACGGAGCUGAACGUUGACGACCCCGUCAUUGAGGCGCUCGUGCACGUGCGGGCGCCGUUCCUGCUGCGCGCGCUCGUCGACGUUGGCGCCAUUGCGGGACUGACGUCGGUGUGUCUGAUGGCCUUUCUCGCCAUGCCGCGUCUGCUGCUGACGCUGGCGAAGGACGGCCUCAUCUCACCCGCACUGUCGCGGGUGCACGUGCGGUGGCACACCCCGGUGGCGGCGACGGUGUGCUCUGGCGUCGUCGGUGCUGCCGUGGCGGGCGUCUUUCCGCUGGAUAUGCUGGGCGAGCUCAUCUCCUUUGGGACGCUGGUGGCCUUCUUGUGCGUGUGCGUCUCCAUGUGGCGUCUGCGCUGCACGGCGCCGAACUUCCCGCGCCCCUUCAAAGCGCCUCUUUUCCCCUUUACACCGGCGCUAGGCAUUUUGUUUAACACGGUGCAGCUGCUCGCGCUUCCCCCGAGCACGUGGCGCAACUACAGCGUCGUCGUGGUCAUUGCCUUUUGCUGGUAUUUCUUCUACAGUCGUCAUCACAGCACACUGCAGGUUCACCCGUCCUCGGCGCUGCACAGAACGGAUCAUGCGCUCUCUGUCGGCGUGGCGGCCGCUGCGGUCGAUGAAGAAGGGAACGCAGUUGGUGAAGAAGACGAAGCCGACAUGCUUGCAGAAAUGGAGAAGGCCGAUCGAAGGUUGACGUGCAUCGAGGAAGACUCCCGAAUGACGCACGCCACUUUGAGAGAGGACGAUAUGCCGCUUCAUUGA
Leptomonas pyrrhocoris is the source of this 771-nucleotide messenger RNA. RefSeq names its product putative cationic amino acid transporter. The record is from RefSeq and is a predicted model, not a curated record. The transcript has a single exon. Bases 1 to 771 code for a protein of 256 amino acids. Gene Ontology annotation, biological process: amino acid transport. Gene Ontology annotation, molecular function: amino acid transmembrane transporter activity. Lineage: Eukaryota; Euglenozoa; Kinetoplastea; Trypanosomatida; Trypanosomatidae.